AGGCCGCUCUCGUAGGCAGCCAACGCGAGGCUGAGCCGCAGCUACUAGCGCUGAGUCCUCUGCGUGCGCCUUGCUCACUUUCCUUGCUUAUCGCCUAGGUUAAAGCGAACAAUACAGAGAGUAAAAAUGGCUAAAGGUGACCCGAAAAAGCCAAAGGGGAAGAUGUCUGCUUAUGCCUUCUUUGUUCAGACCUGCCGUGAAGAACACAAGAAGAAGAAUCCAGAAGUUCCUGUCAACUUUGCAGAGUUCUCAAAGAAGUGCUCAGAGAGGUGGAAGACCAUGUCAAACAAAGAGAAGGGUAAAUUUGAUGAAAUGGCUAAAGCUGAUAAAGUACGGUAUGAGAGAGAAAUGAAGGAUUAUGGACCAGCAAAGGGUGGUAAGAAGAAGAAGGAUCCCAAUGCCCCCAAACGGCCACCGUCUGGAUUCUUCCUGUUCUGUUCAGAAUUCCGUCCCAAUAUCAAAUCCACUAAUCCUGGCAUCUCCAUUGGAGACGUGGCAAAGAAAUUGGGUGAAAUGUGGAACAACCUCAGUGAUGGGGAGAAACAGCCUUACAACAACAAGGCUGCGAAACUGAAGGAGAAGUAUGAGAAGGAUGUCGCAGACUACAAGUCUAAAGGCAAGUUUGAUGGUGCAAAGAGUGCAGUGGCCAAAGCGGCUGUUGCAGCUCGGAAAAAGGUAGAGGAGGAGGAGGAUGACGAAGACGAGGAGGAGGAAGACGAGGAGGAGGAGGAGGAGGAAUGAGAAACUGUAUAAUACUUGUCUCCAUGUGAAUACCAUAGAGUAGGGGAAACACCAUUUGGAAAAGAGAAAAUAAACAGGCACUUCUUAUUUAAGAGGGUGUCUUAUUUGCCCUUUUUAUUAGGUUUAAUAACAUAAUUUAGAUUUUGACCACACCAGCGGUGGGAGCUUAAAUUAAAUAAAGUUGCUGUAGGAAAAUCCAGGAAAGAAAAACUAAAUAUAACCAAACCAUGGUUUAUAUUAAGUGUCCAUAGGCACUCUGAAAUUGUAACAAAGUUGUACAUAUUUCCAAGCAUUUUUAAAACAAAAAGGUGGAAGCAAGACACUCUUGUGUUCUCCUCAACUCUGUGCACUUUUCCUGUUGGUGUAACAAAGCAUUUAUAAAUGUUUCUCAAGCAUCUUAUUUUUUAAUUUGUAAGGUGGUGUUUAACUAUAUGGUUAUUGGUUAGAAAAUCCUGGGUUAUAAAACUGUACAUAUCUAUAGUUUGUAAAAACUAGACAGAUUCUUGUGGUUCAUGCUUUCAGUGGUGAUGCCUCAGAGGGGGAUGGGCAGUAACUCCCUGAAGGUUGUAACACUCUUCCACAGAGGGACAGAGGGGUCGUAUCUCAAAGCGCACUCUGCAAAAUUAGAUCUAUUUACAGUACAGUGGGCAUCCAUUUAGCCUAAAGUUUUAUUUCUGUAUAUAGUGAAACUAGCAUUCUGCUGCCAUUCUUAGUUGCAGAAGGGGAGGGGGAAUUUCAGCUGGCAUGAGAAAUUGUAUGGAUACUUUUCUUUCCUUUUUUAAUUAAGUGGGGUAAUUUUUAAAUGGAAACUGAAGAUCUCUUCGUUUUCAGCUUAAAAUGUGAAGAGAAGGCACAGAAAAUUGAAGUUCAAAAACACCCUGUAUUUAAAAAGAUAAACAAAAAUUUUCAAAAAAUGUUAUGUUUGGGUUUUUUGUAUGUUUAGAAUGCUGAAAUGUUUUUGAAGCAAAAAUAAAUAGUAUUACAUUUUUAAAACUUCUUGACAAUAUUCUAAAUCUUUCUGCUUUUAACAAGGUUCCCUGCAGCAGCAAAAAAAUAAAUAAAUACAAAACAGAAAGUUCUUUCAGCGUCAACCCAGCCAGUGAACCAUUUUAAAACUUUAGUAAAGCUUUACUUUUCCACUUCCCCAAGAAAGGAGCAUGAUGGUCUAGGAAAGGACUACUUAAGUUAAAGAUGUUGUGCAAGAUUGAGUCUUACUCCUUUGAAACUGGGACACUUGUGACCUUAAAUGUGUGUAUACCACUGUUUGGAAAGAUAGGUAACUAAGAAGGAGCAGGUGUUUCUUUUUAGCUGUGUUGGGUACCUUUAUAGCCCAAAUUCUAUGCUUUGUAAAUAUUAAAAUGUGCCUCUUUUU
Molecule: messenger RNA, 2113 nt
Organism: Podarcis raffonei (Aeolian wall lizard)
Lineage: Eukaryota; Metazoa; Chordata; Lepidosauria; Squamata; Lacertidae
Product: high mobility group protein B3-like
Exons: 5
Coding region: 127-741 (204 amino acids)
Biological process (GO): regulation of transcription by RNA polymerase II
Cellular component (GO): nucleus
Molecular function (GO): DNA binding, bending
Source: RefSeq, a predicted model, not a curated record